Messenger RNA from Neoarthrinium moseri, 804 nucleotides. RefSeq lists its product as uncharacterized. Bases 1 to 804 code for a protein of 267 amino acids. The record is from RefSeq and is a predicted model, not a curated record. NCBI's taxonomy places the organism in Eukaryota, Fungi, Ascomycota, Sordariomycetes, Amphisphaeriales, Apiosporaceae. The transcript has a single exon.
AUGGGCCGCAUAUACGCUGGCGCAGACGCUGUUUUCGCUUGGUUAGGUCCCGCAAACCACAAGUUGGAGCCUUUAUUCAAGUCCUUCAGCCCAGCAAUCUUUGACCUUGACGGCUUAUAUACAUCUCUUUGGAUUGGGCAGAGCGACAAACUGCCAAUGGAGUGUGUUCGCGCGGUCGAAGACAUAGCAUCCAGGCCUUACUGGAAACGGGGAUGGAUCCGACAGGAACUGCACUUUGCAAAGCGAGUCAACUUGAUCUGUGGUCAAACCAUGAUACCUGCAGGACAACUUUCUCAUGUGCUAGAGUCUCUUCCUUCGGGAAUUGAUCAAGAGCCGGACAUAUCUGAUCUCAAACGGCAUAUUAGUUCUGCAAUGAACUACUUCAGCUGGAAAGCCAACAAGAGCUUAUUGGACUUGUUAGAGGCCUACGGAGCCAGCGAAUGUAGCGUUAAACACGACCGAAUUUACUCGCUGCUUCCAAUGGCCAGCGAUUCACCAGAAGCCAGAGGUUAUCGAGUGGAGUACGGCUGGUCGUACGAGGAGGUAGUGGUCAAGACAGCCGCCUUCUGUGAGUGCUCCUCAGCUGAGCAGCGGCAUAGGCUCCUCCUCACCCUAGGGGAUAAGGCACAGGUAGACGAGGGCUAUUCGACAUCGCUUGAUAAUCUUUCAAGAUGCUGCGAUUACAUUGCGAGACAACAUGAAGACGGAAUGUCGUGGGCCGACACAAUGAACAUGUCAUAUGACUUGAUACGCCAGGAUGCUGGAAUGCAACAGAGGCGUGGCAUUCACGCUCGGUCCUGCUAG